Molecule: messenger RNA, 2002 nt
Organism: Erythranthe guttata (spotted monkey flower)
Lineage: Eukaryota; Viridiplantae; Streptophyta; Magnoliopsida; Lamiales; Phrymaceae
Product: protein NRT1/ PTR FAMILY 2.7
Biological process (GO): transmembrane transport
Cellular component (GO): membrane
Molecular function (GO): transmembrane transporter activity
Source: RefSeq, a predicted model, not a curated record
CCAUUAUAUAUAGUUCCAUUUUGCAUCACCAUUCAGUAGCUUCAACAGCACAAGCGCAUAAGAACAUGGCUACUUCGAAUGCUGGUGGAAACGCUCUACCAGUCACCGGAUAUAUUGGAGAAGAAGCUCCGCCACCAACCACCGCUGCGAAACCCAGCCGAGGUGGCUGGACCACCGCCCCCUUCAUCUUAGCAACCGUGGCCGGACUGACGCUGGCGGCGGGAGGGUGGCUGAACAACCUGAUAGUAUUCCUGAUCCAACAAUUCAACAUCAAGAGCAUCGACGCCGCCCAGGUCAGCAACGUCGUCAGCGGCGCCACCAACUUCUUCCCCAUCAUAGCCGCCGUCCUCGCCGACUCAUUCCUCGGCUGCUUCACCAUCAUCUGGAUCUCCUCUCUCAUCUCUCUCCUGGGUCUAAUCCUUCUGGUACUCACCGUCACAAUACACGGCCUAAAACCUACAAACUGCACCGGCGCAACCACCACGUGCGACACACCAUCAGCGACUCAAUAUGCAGUGCUGUUCACAGCUCUAUCUCUGGUUUCAAUCGGCCUAGGUGGAUCGCGCUUCACCCUGGCAACAAUGGGGGCGAACCAGUUCACGAAGCUCGGCCACCAAUCAACCUACUUCAACUGGUAUUUCUUCGCUCUGUAUUUCUCUUCAUUCAUAUCCGCCACAGGCAUUGUGUACGUUCAAGACAACGUCAGCUGGGCUUGGGGUUUCGGCAUAUGCAUUGCCGGAAACGUCGCCGGAUUGGCUCUGUUCCUGGCCGGAAAACGGUAUUACUAUUGCCAGGACAAAAUUCAGGGGAGCCCUUUUACUAGCUUGCUGCGUGUGGUUGUGGCCAGCUUUCGGAAACGGAAGCUGAACAUUUCUUCUGAUCAAGGUGCAGAGUGUUAUUACAAUGGAGAUGAUGGGGUUAAAGGCGGGAUUACUGCAGCGGCACCACCGACUAACAGCUUCAGGGUACUGAACCGGGCCGCACUGAAGACUGAAGAAGACAUCGAACCAGCCCGGUCGAGCCCGUGGAAACUAUGCACUGUCCAACAAGUGGAAGAUCUCAAAACACUGAUAAAAAUACUCCCACUAUGGUCAACCAGCAUCAUCUUAGCCACACCAAUAGGAAUCCAGAUCAGCCUCACUGUCCUCCAAGCCCUAGCUACAGACCGCCACGUGGCAGGAUCCGGUUUCCAGAUCCCGGCCGGCUCGAUAUUUGUGUUCUCGUUGAUCUCAACCGCACUGUGCACCAGCCUAGCCAACCACACCCUCUGGCCACUCUGGAGGAAGUUGACAGCUGGCAGAAGGAGGAGGGAUAAUAUUCCCCUGCCCACACCCCUGCAGCAAAUAGGCAUCGGCCACGUGUUCAACAUCGCCAGCAUGGCGGUCUCGGCUCUAGUGGAGUCCAAGAGGCGGGGAGGUGGGCCCCGCCACGUAAUGUCGGUGCUGUGGUUGAUCCCGCAGAUGGUCAUAGUUGGAAUUGGGGAAGGGUUUCAUUUUCCGGGACAGGUGGCAUUGUACUAUCAGGAGUUUCCGGAAUCUCUAAAGAGCUUCUCGACUGCUAUGGUUGCUUUGCUUAUUGCGGUGGCGUUUUAUUUGAGCACCGCGGUGAUUGACUUUGUUCGGAGGGUGACCGUUUGGUUGCCGGAUGAUAUUAAUCAAGGGAGGCUGGAUUAUGUUUAUUGGGUGAUGGUUGUUCUUGGUGUUUUUAAUUUCGGUUAUUAUCUUGUUUGUUCUUGUUUGUACAAGUACAAGAAUGUUGGAGUUGUGGAGGAGGAUGAAUCAAGUUGAUUAUAUAUAUAUCAACUAUAAUAAUUCAAUAAAUAUUUCUAAGUGUUUUUGGUAUAGGGCUAGCACUGGUGUGGAAAUUAGAACGUAAUUUCUGAUUUUUUCCGUUGAUGUCCAUUCGAGUUUUUCUCUAUUUUGGAAUAAUAUUUUUCGAAUUCUGAAUCUUCCAACUCCCUUUUUUCCGAAAUAUUUUGGAUUAGAAAUAUGAGAUUUUGAUU